AUGGUCAAAAAGGAUUCCAGCUUAGAGGUCUUCACUUGGUCCGGCGACGCAUUCGACCUCGAACAGGAACGCCCCAACGGCCAAGCCCGUCUACCGCAUCAUGUCAUCGCCCCCGCGGUAUCGGAAGCACAGCCAGUCGGCAAAUUUCGUAAACGGUAUUACGUUCUGGAGCCUUUGGGCGUCUGGGUGAAGCGCGGCCGGUACAGUUGCAGUACCUUCGUAAGCCCAGCUUUCGAAGAUGAUGUUGCACCGUCACCACCUGCCGGAACCACUACCACUACGACCUCUCAGUUUGCCUCUGGAUCAACUAUUAUCAUCGCCAAUGCCGCGGCUGCUCUGAGUCAGGAAGUUUCUAAUUACGAAGCCGGCGGCUGCUACGCGCUCAGUCCGCGACGGUCUACUUCAGCGCUCUCGCCGGUGUUUCCAACGUCUGUAGGCGCAUGCGAGGCUGCAUCUCCUGCUCCACAUGGUCUCACUACUGCUUUACCCGCUGCCGCUUGCCAGCACGCAGUGAUUUGCCAGCCGGCCCCAGGCUGUGAGUCCGUGUCAGUUUGCCCGCCCGCCGCUGCCAUCUUCGCUCCUCCAGCAACUGCCGACUGCCCAGCUCCUGCGGCUGCUAUGGAUUUGGGCUGCAGAGCUGCUACCACCAGCUCCCGAGCCAGCGGCAUGAACGUUGGCUGUAGCGACGUGCAGCUGCGGGAGGCCGUUGUCUUUCGACAGAACUCCUUGCCGGUCGCUGCCUUGUAUGGGACUCCAGCGGUGGCUGGCAGAGUUCAGCUGGGGCGAUCUUUGAGCCUCGCAAGCGGAAGAUGCGGCGAGACAAACAUCUCGUCAUCAACUGGCUACUGCACUAAAGCAAUGGCGCCAUUGCCAUUGCCGGCAUCGGUUGGCGCUGCUGCUGGUUUCGGUGCCGCAUUUGCGGCCUUCGACGGCUGCUGCCCUCACCCGCUUCCGCCUCCGACGACGACCAAUCCUGGCAUGCUGAUUGGGGAGAGGUCGGCGCUUCCUCGUCCGCCGUUGUCACCCGUCUUCCCAGCUGAGACAAAUCACAAGGCGACCACCACCUCCAAUGCCUGUGCCGCUGCCGUGAAGGGGCCCCCAAGCUCUUGCUCCUGCUCUCACUCCGGCUGCUACACGACCCCGAAUUGCCAUGGUGGGUGUGACGCAUCGGGACAGGUCUGGCAACAUUCCACUAUUUCAGCGCCGACAUCGGCCUGGCCUGGGUUGGCUGUUGCACCUGACCCCACGGUAACUUGCACGCCGGGCGCCUCUGCCGGUGUUGGGCCGGCUGUCUCUGGAGGCAACAGGUCCUCAGGAUGCGUUGGCCCCAAAGCCCGUGGCUUUGACACUCGGCCGGGGCACCUGGAGCCUUGGAUGAUGUCAUCGAUGCCGCCGACAACGAUGGGGAAGCCCAUGCAAUCGCACAUGAACACGCCUGCGGUCGGCGCAGUACCGGGAUUUGUUCAGCAGGUGCCGCCGCCGGGAUCUACCAUGCCUCCACAGGCCACAGGCCAUGUGCAGGUGCCCGCUCCGUCGUCGGCGCCGAAUGAGAUGCCGUCGUCGGCGCCUUGGCCAUGGCCGAUGCAGCGACUGGUGCAGCGGCCUAUGCCAGCCCCUGCGUCUGGGCAGGGCCAGGCUCUGCACCCUGUGCCGGUGAACUUGCCUGGUUGGAAGCAGCAUCAGGAGCCCGUACCACGGACCACCGGCACAGCAGAGACGAUCGCCUUCCAUGAUUUUCAGCUGCACGGCGGUGCGGUUCCCCCCGAGCAAGACUGGGAGGCCGGAUGCCCCACGGAGGGCUUUGGUGACGGCUGCAACCCCCCCGACGCGGAGGAUGAAGGACUGCUUCCAAGCCUGAGCCUACUAACCGGCGGCUUGCGUGCCUUGCCUUUGCCAAUACGGCACUCCAUCCAGUAA
Molecule: messenger RNA, 1917 nt
Organism: Volvox carteri f. nagariensis
Lineage: Eukaryota; Viridiplantae; Chlorophyta; Chlorophyceae; Chlamydomonadales; Volvocaceae
Exons: 3
Coding region: 1-1917 (638 amino acids)
Source: RefSeq, a predicted model, not a curated record